Messenger RNA from Cervus elaphus (red deer), 1768 nucleotides. RefSeq names its product secretory carrier membrane protein 3 (gene SCAMP3). The record is from RefSeq and is a predicted model, not a curated record. NCBI's taxonomy places the organism in Eukaryota, Metazoa, Chordata, Mammalia, Artiodactyla, Cervidae. The transcript is spliced from 8 exons. The coding region runs from base 535 to 1467 and encodes 310 amino acids. Gene Ontology annotation, cellular component: recycling endosome membrane; trans-Golgi network membrane. Gene Ontology annotation, biological process: protein transport.
CUGUAAGAAAGGGUUAUAAAGUUAGCACUUAUUUGAUCUGGAAUAAUGAGGUUUGGGAAAGAGGUUCGGUUAGUAUAGCUGUUAGGCUGGGCCCCAGGGUAGAGUCAGAAAUACAGACAAAAAACUUCCUGAACUGGGCUCCUGGGAUACCGCCGCCACCGGUCGGAGGACUCCCAUCAUACUUCUCUUUCGAAGGCUAGGACGGAUCGGGAUUCUGACGCGAGGCCUACUGGGAGGUGUAGUUCGUUAAUGGAAGGAAGUCACGUGGGGAAGGGGCGGUACUUGGCUACUGAGACCGAGUUAGAGGCGUCACGUGGGGCACUUCCUUCUUUUCCUUUAUCCGAGACGCAGGCGCAACUUGCUGCUGCUGCGGGGAUCCUUGUGACCCUUCCGGUCGGUACAGCCAAUCCGUGCACAGGGAAGCGGGGCGGACCGAGAAGAGCAGAGCCGAGGGAGCUCUGAGAGCCGCGGCCGCCGCCACUGCCGCGGCAGGGGCGUGGAGGGCAGGGGGCGGCCCUAGCCGAAGUUGCAAACAUGGCUCAAAGCAGAGACGGUGGAAACCCCUUCGCCGAGUCCGGCGAGCUUGACAACCCCUUUCAGGACCCAGCUGUGAUCCAGCAUCGACCCAGCACGCACUAUGCUACUCUUGACGUCUACAACCCUUUUGAGACCCGGGAGCCACCACCAAGCUAUGAGCCUCCUGCCCCUGUUCCGAUAGCUCCACCCUCAGCUCCACCCUUGCAGUCCUCAAGAAAACUCAGCCCCACAGAACCCAAGAACUAUGGCUCCUACAGCUCCCAGGCUUCAACUGCAGCAGCCACAGCUGAGCUGCUAAAGAAACAGGAGGAGCUCAACCGAAAGGCAGAGGAGUUGGACCGAAGGGAGCGAGAACUCCAGCAUGCUGCCCUGGGCGGCACAGCUACUCGACAGAACAAUUGGCCCCCUCUACCUUCUUUUUGCCCAGUUCAGCCCUGCUUUUUCCAGGACAUCUCCAUGGAGAUCCCCCAAGAAUUUCAGAAGACAGUAUCCACCAUGUACUACCUCUGGAUGUGCAGCACUCUGGCUCUUCUCUUGAAUUUUCUUGCCUGCCUAGCCAGCUUCUGUGUGGAGACCAGCAAUGGCUCAGGCUUUGGGCUCUCUAUCCUCUGGAUCCUCCUCUUCACUCCCUGCUCCUUCGUCUGCUGGUAUCGCCCCAUGUACAAGGCUUUCCGGAGUGAUAGUUCAUUCAAUUUCUUCGUUUUCUUCUUCAUUUUCUUCGUCCAGGAUGUUCUGUUUGUCCUCCAGGCCAUCGGCAUCCCAGGUUGGGGGUUCAGAUCCACUCUUUGUAUCGCCGCACAGGGGCCAGCUUUCAGAAGGCCCAGCAGGAGUUUGCAGCCGGUGUCUUCUCCAACCCUGCGGUGCGAACCGCAGCUGCCAACGCAGCCGCUGGGGCUGCAGAAAAUGCCUUCCGGGCCCCGUGACCCCUAACUGGGAUGCCCUGGCCCCGCCACUUGAGGGAGGCAACUAGCCCCCAUCCCUGAGGUCUCUGGGACUUUGAGACAUCACUGUUUGAUGUCUCCACUCUAGUACCCCCAAUCAUACAGCCAUGACUGCUGAACCUGACUUAAGGGUGUGGGGAGCCCAGUGUGACCCAGUCACUGCUUCCCUCCCACCCCUCGAUCAGGCCACACUGCUGCCACAACCACACACCCCGACCCGCUUCCCUCUGCUGUGCCAAGGCUGUUGCUUCGGUUAUUUAAAUAAAGAGAAAGUGGAACUGGAACACAAA